CUGUAAAUAUAAAAGCUAAAACAAUCAUAAGUCAUUUUAGUGGAGCAAGUGCACAUAAUGUAGUGAACUACCUGUCUACGAUGUGAUCGUGAAGCACGUUCGACGGGCGACGAACGGCGCCCAGAAUGGGAUAAUAACCUAACAGGACGAGGCUGCGAUGGCGCUGACUGGACUCCCCUGAGAAAGCGCAUGAGUUUACUGCUCGGAGGGUCGGUAAAAGCGGAAAUAUGUCAGGCGAGUUCCCGUUUACAGUGAAGAUAGUGAGUCCUGUAAAGUGCAAUGAGAAACCUUGGGACCUAUGGGUCAGUGAGAUAGGUCACCUGUCACCACGGCGGGACGAUGAGGCGACGUUCGCGACGCCGGCGGAGGCUAAAGUCGGCGUCUCCGCCCGGCGAGCCCACGAUUCCCACCCCUACAAAGCGCCGGGACCCGCAAGGUACCGCCGCGCGGGAGUCAACCGCCUUAAGUACGAGAGCAUGAGCCUCCAUGGACUGUUCCCCCAAAUGGACAAUUUAAAUGCAGCCGUGUGUCACAUGUGUGGUGUAGUAGUAAAGUGCAGUGCAGCAUACAGACAUUUGUUAGAGUACCAUACGGACUCUGAACCGAUACUUCCGCCGCCCGCAGCGCCCACCGUCAAGCUCAAAGUUGCCAACCGGAGUCGGCAUAAAAAAGAUAUUCCACCCGCACCUCUUCCCAUAGAUUUGCUACCAGUAAAAAUGGAGACUUCACCAGUACACACUGCCACAGCUCCCCUUUCGAGGAUAGUGUUACCACAGCCAGAAUUGUACCUGGAUGAAGCCAGCACUUCUGCCUCGGUCACGGGUGAGGUGCAGGUCUGUGUGGAGAGCGGAGAACUACCAGUUGUCAGUAUACAGGACACAGAGGAUUUGCCCCUUGGUGAAAACAUUACAGACGACAUCUUUGAAAUUAUGAACUCAGAAGGUAUUCAAAGAGCAGACGAUUUAACAAACCCAACAGACUGGAAAAACAUUAUCAGAGAUAUAGGCAAUAUGCAAGACAUUAACUUUUCACAAACCACCGAUACUCAGUCGCAAGAUAUGUACACAUCCAUAGAUACAUCAUUACCGACUUACGCAUUAAGUGACCCUGACUUAUCAAGUUUACAAUUCGGGCCGAAUGUGUCGCCAAUGGUGUCAUCUGUAGUAGAGACUAAUGUAGUCAACAUCAAUCAACAAGCUUUAAAACCAGUGACGCCGAGUGUCCAAACCGCUUCUGUUACGUCGAAAUCACAAUCGAGGUCGAAAACGAGUAAAACGAAAUUUAAUUUACGAGAAUACGAUCCGAACAAACACUGUGGGGUAGCUACGGCCGAGAACCCUAAGCCAUGUACGAGGUCGCUGACCUGCAAGGCGCACGCUUUGUCGCUUAGGAGAACGGUGGAAGGGCGCUCGAAACCUUUUGACACUUUACUGGCGGAACAUCGAGCAUCACGCGACGCCAACGCCAAUGCAGCCAGCGCGCCUGUACCCGUAGCGGUGCAAGCGCCGGUCGCAUCGUCCGCGCCCGCACCUGCCGCCGCCGUCCCGCUCAACAUCCCACCGCUCCUAGUCAAUUCCCAACUGGACCUCGGGUACAAUGGCCUCACUGCCGAGCAGCAGGUCAACGAUAUCUACGCGAGCCUCCUCAGCGUGGAGGACCCCAACGCAAUGCUGCCUGACACAUCGAGCAUCACGUCGUUUCUCACUCAAACACUGCCAACUGACCUCCUUUUACCAGACGACGCUGAUAUUCAGCCUGACGUGCCCAUACUCAGCAUAGCAUCUCCAGUAGAAAACGCGCCCCUGGCGCGGCUAGACGACAAACUAGAUGAGGGUCCUCCGCUACUUGUACCCGGCGAUGUGUGUUGGUAUUCAGCGUGUCCGCGCCCGCUUGCGCUUUGCACGUUCAACGCGUCGCACGCAGGCGGCGCCAUCACUCUAGGAAAAAAAUUCGCGACCGUCCGAAGCAAUAUAAAAUCCUCUUUAUCGCGGUCGCAGUGUAAAUCGACGGGCGGUACGAACAAUUAUUACUACGGCCAAAACGCCCUGUCGUUGUCCAAAACAGUGCAUAUGAACGCUAGUAAAACUAAUAAGCCUGAAGUGCGCAAACUAAUAGUGACGUGUAGUGCUUCGGGGAGCGGGAAGGAGGUUCAGCAGACGCUGAGCGACUUGUUCGCAGGAGACGUGCGGCACGCGCUUAACGGACACGUGGCGCACGAGCGCAAGGGCCAACUGGGUCAGCUGGGUCAGUUGAGUCAGCUAGGCCAACUGGGCCAGCCCGCGGGCGCCAUGAAGCACGCCAAGCGCGCCCCGCCCAACGUGUUCGACCUCGGCUUCUCGCUCGACCCCCUCCUCGCCGACGAGAAGUGUUGAGCCGAACACUCUAUAAGCAAUCACCGGUUGUGUAGUCACUUUUAAUGUACAUCUAUUUUCUGUAAAAUCGAUUUGGACUCACUUUGUAAAUGUAAAAUAAUCACGAAUUUUCCCGAAAGGAAUUUAAUGUUACGAUAAUGUUAAAUCUCAUUUUUCUUUUCUUCGAGAAGCGAACUAAUGUUUGUAUUAUUUUGUAUAUUAUUUAUAAGACUUUUUUUUAAAAAACGUUCCUCGUGCGGACGACAUGUGUCAAUGAAGAAUUAAAAAUAGAUUAAUAAUACAGAAUGGUUGUAUUUUUUCGAAAUGGCAUAUUACUCAUUGUUGAUACUGAAUUGAUUACUGAUUUAAAUGGCCUAGGAUAUGUUAAUUGUUUAAUGUGAUGAAAAUUUCCAUGUAAAAAUAUAAAUAUUAUUUAAAGUAAGUCUAUCAGUAAUAGUAAAUCGCCUCCUCUUGAAAAUAA
Messenger RNA from Hyposmocoma kahamanoa, 2832 nucleotides. RefSeq names its product ataxin-7-like protein 1. Bases 228 to 2372 code for a protein of 714 amino acids. The transcript has a single exon. The record is from RefSeq and is a predicted model, not a curated record. NCBI's taxonomy places the organism in Eukaryota, Metazoa, Arthropoda, Insecta, Lepidoptera, Cosmopterigidae.